Molecule: messenger RNA, 886 nt
Organism: Trametes versicolor FP-101664 SS1
Lineage: Eukaryota; Fungi; Basidiomycota; Agaricomycetes; Polyporales; Polyporaceae
Product: Non-catalytic module family EXPN protein
Exons: 3
Coding region: 72-482 (136 amino acids)
Source: RefSeq, a predicted model, not a curated record
CGCCGCCGUACCCCUCGCAGACCCUCACGCCACCCUCACCUCCACCCUCACACCAUCCUACUAUCCUUAACAUGUCUGCCUUGACGCUCUUCAUCUUUGCCCUCGCGCUCGUCUGCAUGGCGUUCGCCUCGCCCAUCAACGGCACCACCUCGACGCUCGAGAAGCGCGUCACGCACACCGGUCGCGGCACUUGGUUUAACGUCGGCCUCGGCGCGUGCGGCAAGACCAACGUCGACAGCGACAAGAUCGUCGCCAUCUCGUCGAACAUCUACGGCAGCGGCGGCAACUGCGACCAGUACAUGCACAUCACCAACACCGCGAACGGCAAGAGCGCGUGGGGCAAGGUCCGCGACGAGUGCCCCGGCUGCGGCUCCGGCGACAUUGACAUGAGCCCCUCGCUCUUCCAGUCGCUCGGCUCGCUCGACACCGGCGUCCUCAAGGUCUCCUGGCACUUCGAGAACAAGAACUUCGUGCUCCCGUGAGCGCGCGCUCCGCGCCGCGUCUCUCCCCCAGCCUCCCUAGGCGACCCGCUCCUUCCCCCUCUCGGUCUUUAUUCUGGCUAUUUAUCAGCUGUCCGCCCCCCGGUCCCCCCAUCCUCGGUCAUGGGAGGCUUGCGCCCAUAGACUCGCGCCGCGCGCGACCCGCCUCGUCCCGGCCCGCAUAUCUAUCGUGCGCCCUCGCGUCUCCAGCAGACGCGACGCGCACGCCCCGCCCUCCUCCUGCCUCCUCCCCCACCCCUGUAGACACAUAGAGUGUACGAAAAGCUCGCUAGAGAGCGUGUACUUCCGGCCGUGUAGCACUAGCGUGUUUUGUAUAGCCUUCUGCUCCGUGGCAAUCGAAGUGCCCGGGCCCCCCGCUGGUGCACGGGCCCCCAGGCCAUUUGUCC